Amoebophrya sp. A120 is the source of this 2774-nucleotide messenger RNA. The record is from the annotation of a GenBank genome assembly. NCBI's taxonomy places the organism in Eukaryota, Dinophyceae, Syndiniales, Amoebophryaceae.
AAGAUUUCAAUUUGAUGCUCCGAAUACGUAUGCGUCGUGAGUUUCUCCAAGGAGGUUCUUAGCGAUUUUAGUGCUAAUAUCGCAUUUAGCGUUGAAGAACAACAUCACACUCAAUUUGGAAGCAAUCAUGUCAGGAAUCAACAGGAGCAACGGUGAGUUCCAGCCGGAAGUGGAACCGGAUGCGGAGCCUGAGGACGCAGUGGACGACCGGACGCGGGCCCUGCUGCAGCAAACGCAAGCCUUUUACCGCCCGCCAACGACCGCGGAGGGACGGCACCCGGCGCAAAAUCCAUCCGCGGCCCGGGCAACGCACGCCCAGGCUGUCGCAUCAAGAAACGAUGAUCCGAGUACUACUAUGAUGGUGCACAGUCCUCAACAACGAGCUCCGCAAGUUGUGGUACAGGCUGCAGCCGGACGAGCACCCGAACUACAAGUGAGAGCUGUUGCGCCGUUGGACUACAGCAACGGACAACUGGACCUGCCACGAAGACGCACGGACCAAGAGGAGAACCCUGUCGUCUUCAACAACAUUUCGAUAAAUCCCAACGCGAGCUCCUUCAACCAGAAGAUAUUGAGUCCGUAUUCACCGCGGAAUCCGGUCGUGGUGUCCUGCUACAACCAUCAGUCGCGUGGAAGCUGCCCCUCGGAGCACUCUCAUCAGCGGUCUCCGGUCGUGCCGGUCACGCCUGUAGGUACUGGUGGUGUUGGUGGUACGGCGCAUCAACAUCCCACAACUAAUGAGCGACAUCGUCGAGGAUCAAGCGGUAGCGGUUAUGGUACACAGCCUCCCUCCUAUCACUCGCACAAGUAUGGGAGGAAACAUGUUGAGCCGGCAGAUAUGUUGAACAGAAGGUCCAGCAGUUCGCAUUUUCAGUCCACAAAACCAGAAAGCAAAAAAAUGCAUCCAGCAGUUGGCGGUGCGCCACAGCAUGUGGGUCCUGCAGGAUGUCCUUGUGAAAUGAGUUGUAACAAGGAGAACUUCUACCCGACAAGGUAUAAUUCAUCGGGGCAGCGGAGCCCUUGCAGUAGGACACCUCCGCCGCGCGAUGUCUGGAAGGGAGGAGGUUCAAGAAUGUUUGAGCCAGGUCCGCAGGAGAGCGCUCUUCGACCUGACGGCUACGCGACACACUAUCAUCCGAAUCAUGCGCCGGCACUGCAGGGACAGAGACAGAAUGACCAGCAACCACUGAUGUACCACCAGACUGCUGGGUAUGGGGCAACAUCAAAGAGCUGGAACGGCGAUCAGGUUCCAGUAGCGGGCUUUGUUGUGGCAAACACCUGGGACGAACGGAAGCCGAAAAGCGAGCAGGAGACAACGCGGGACAGUGUUUGGGCCGUCGUGUACUGCACGGCGCUGGUUGCCGACGUGGUGCUCUUCGCAUGCAGCUUGCUGCUCAAGAGACAUCGAAUCCACUGCUGUCUUGCUCGUGUGGGGCUCUACUUUCUCUAUGUCGGCAUAAUUCUGCGCUGGGUACGAGAUUGGAAAAAGUGCGUUUCGCCUGUCUUUGUCUGUUUUGGCGCUCAAUUGAGUUGUUCCUAUGCGAUUUUUUACGGAAGCAUCCAUGACGUUCUGUCGUUGGAAAGGACCACAAGUCGAGAGCGAACUUGGUUUAGAUUUGGAAACCGCUCCGGUUGCGCUGCGAGGAGACAGAGUUGAAGCACGUUUUUUUCACCCACCUGCAUACCGCAGCCGCUUGUGCGCCGGACGCUUUCACCCAGUCUAUGAUAAAGAAGGGCAGCUUGUCGACGUUCCGGGCUAGUAUUCCACAUCACUCUAGUCAUUGCGUUUUCUUUUACUCAGUGUGGGUCUUAUUUUUUUCAUCGCUUUUUAUUUUUAACCAGUGUUGCUGCUCCGAGACGAGAAUUUUUUCGUGCGUAUGUCAAUGUGAUGCCCUUGCAAAUGCAACUACAGCAUCCGCCGAAUCAGCGCUAUGCUUGGUGUGGGCAUUGCAUUUGCAACAAACGGUGUCACGUUUGGAUUGCUGGGGUCUGUAUGGAUGGAAGAAGUAAGUACUUCACGGCCUUUCCGCAAUUGGUCCAAUUGAUAUGGAUGUACAUCUAUGUUGGCUCUCAUUUUUCAAGGCAUUUUUGCAUUUGAUGGGAGGCAGUAGAAAAAAGCGUCGUAUUUCAAUCCCGUCGAAAAAUAAACAUAGUGUCGCGCAAGUGCUUUUUUCGCUCGCAUUCAUCGGCGUAAUCGACGACUGGGUAGUUUGUGGCGUAUCCUUUGGCGUUGUUUUCGGACGAGCGCUGGCUGUGCCAUUGCUCUUUUGUGGCUGAAACCCGUCGUAAGUACGCGGCUCGCCUCCUGGCCUCACUUCUGCAGUACACGACGUUGCUUUUGCUGACCGGCCGGAAAAGUCGGGAGCCAAUUCGGAAAACUUAGCUUCGGAAAUUUUGCCCGCUGACGUCGCUGUGCGCAUGACAUUUUUACAUCGCCCGAAGCUGCUUGCGGCGACGGACGGUGCAAAGGUUUUUGAUGUGGUGCAGUCCGUCGGGUAUGCAUGACAUUUUUACAACAUUGUCAGCCUGUCAUGAGUUUUUGUUGGACUCAACGAGCUUAUUGUAACUGCUCAAUGAAAGACUGCGAUAAUUCCUUUUGGUCUUGCGUCCACAAAAAUGGCGCGAUCGGUCUGAACUGGCAGUGAAUGCGAUGUUGCACGCAUAGUUCGUGAAAUGAAAACAGAAAGAGAAACAUGAUUCCAACUUCAUUCUUGAGACAAAACGGAUUCUGCUCCUCUUGCGCAGAAUCAGUAGCAGGAGCAAAACCUAAAAAC